AUGAUUUACAAUCUGGGAUUUAGAAGGAUAUUACGCAUUUCUAUAUUUAUAAUAUUCUUAUUUAAUUUUACAUAUGUAUGCAAUAUUAAAUAUAAUGUAAUAAACAAAAAAAAUGUAUCCUUGGUCAGUGAUACACUAAGUUGUCGAGAAAGGGGACAAAAAUGGUGGUUACGAAAAACGUCCGCCUUUUUAAAAAGGAAUAGUUUUAGUAGAAUAAUAAAAUGGCAUAACAAAAUACAGAAUAAUAUAGGCCAUUCACAAAGGCCAAUUUAUUCAUUAAAUUAUAUUCCAAGUUUUAAUCCCCUAUUGUUAUUAAAAAAAUGGGAAGGACUUAUAAAAAAAAAAAAAAUUAAUCACAAUUUUUAUGAGAAAAAGCAUAAUAAAACACCAAGGAAUAAAAAUUCAACCUGUCACAUAUCAGAAAAGGAAGAUGUAAAUGAUUAUACUAAAGAGAACAACAGCAAUAUUUAUAAGGAUAACGAACAUAGUAAAAAACAAUACAAUGAUAAUAAAGAUGGCGAUAUCCUCAACAAAGACAUUAUGCCAAUUGAAAAUUCAGAUUUAAAUAAUGAAAUGCUACAUAAAUCUAACAUUGAACAGAAAAAUGUUCGUAAUUUUUGUAUCCUAGCACAUAUUGAUAGUGGCAAAUCGACUUUGGCUGACCGAUUUUUAGAAUUAACAAAUACAAUUAAAAAAAAAAAAAUGCAAGAUCAAUUUUUAGAUAUGAUGGCACUUGAAAGGGAAAGAGGGAUAACUAUUAAAUUAAAGGCUGUUCGUAUGAAUUAUAAAAAUUAUAUUUUUAAUUUAAUUGACACACCUGGACAUUUUGAUUUUUAUCAUGAAGUUAAAAGAUCACUAAAUGUUUGCGAAGGUGCAAUUUUACUAAUAGAUGGAGGUAAAGGUAUUCAAGCACAAACUCUUAAUAUAUUUUUAGAAAUAAAAAAACACAAUAUCAAAAUAAUUCCAGUAAUAAAUAAAAUUGAUUUAAAUACAUGUAUAUAUGAUAAAAUAUGUGAAGAUUUGGUAAACAAAUUUGAUUUUAAAAAAGAAGAAAUUUUAAAAAUAUCCGCAAAAUAUGGAAAUAAUGUAGAAAAUGUGUUUCAAAGAAUCAUAACGGAUAUACCUCACCCUCCUAUACAAUCAAACACAUUUUUCAGAGGUAUUGUUUUUGAUUCUUUUUAUGAUCAAUAUAAAGGAGUAAUAUUGAUCGUUAAAGUGUUAAAUGGGUUUCUAAAAAAAAAACAAAAAAUUUAUUUUAUAAAUAGUAAAAAAACAUAUAUUAUACAAGAAGUGGGUUAUUUAACCCCUAAUAUGAAACCAACUGAUAUAAUAUACCAGGGAGAUAUUGCAUAUAUUUCUUCAAACAUUAGAAAUUUUGAUGAUAUUGAAAUUAGUGAGACUAUAAUCAAUCAUGAUGUAGUUCAAAUAAAUGAACAGCAAAAAAAAAUACAUAUAAAUAUUAAAAAAAGCGAUUUUUAUAGCACACUCACAAAUACUGACCAACACAUUUCUAAUACCAUUAAUAAUGAUGUUGAUAAUCAUGUUAACAUAAAUUUUGAAAAUAAAGAAAAUGAAAACUUAAUAAAUGUAAAAGAAGUUCAAUGUAAUACAGAAUAUGAUUUACAUAAUUUGGACAAAAAGGAGGUGGGUAUCGGCACAGGGACAAUAAAAGAAGUGAACCAAAUCGAAAGUACAGAUACUGAUACAGAUAAAAUACAUGAAAAAAAUGAAGAAUUCGAAGAAAUAAAUAUAAAAGAUAUUGCAGCGGAUAAAAUAGAUAUUGCUUAUCCAUCUGUCUAUUGUAACAUAUAUAGUGUGAAUGAUAAAAAAUGCAAAGAACUGGAAGUCGCAUUAAAUAAAUUGAAGCUAAAUGAUACAUCCUUUUCAUUUAAAACGGAUAUAUGUGAAACAUUAGGGAAGGGUUUUAAAUGCGGGUUUAAUGGAUUAUUACAUUUAAAUAUAAUCCAAGAAAGAAUCAAAAGAGAAUAUAAUGUAGAAACUAUUAUUACAGCCCCUUCAGUAAAUUAUUUAGUAAAGGUAAAGGAAAAAUAUAUAGAUAAAAGGUUAAAAGCUAAGUUAAUAGAAAAAAAUUUUGAUAUAAAUAGUAUUAAUAUAGAUGAUGGAAAUUCUGAAUCUACGAAAAAAGAAGCAAGUGAAACUAAAACACCAAGUGGAAUGUUUUUUAUGACCAGUAAUUCAAAUGAUAUACCUCAGAAAAAUUAUAUUGAGCAUAUAUAUGAACCUUAUGUUAAAACAAAUAUUAUUACUCCUGAGGAAUAUCAAAAGCACAUAAUGAAUGAGUGUUUUAAAAGAAGAGGAAUUUUUAUAAAAAAGGAACAUAUUAAUGAUCAAAUAAUUUUUACUUUUGAUAUGCCAUUAUCAGAAAUUUUGAUUAAUUUUUUAGAUGAAAUAAAAUCAUCAACUAAAGGUUUUGGAUCAAUGAGUUAUGAAAAUUAUAUUAUAUAUAAACAAAGUGAUUUAUACAAAGUUCAUAUAUAUAUAAACAAUAAAUGUAUUGAAUCCUUGACAUUUAUUGCACAUAAAUUAAACUAUCAAGAAAAAUCUAAAGCCAUUGUCUCAAAAUUAAAAAGCCUAAUUAAUCCUCAUCAAUUUUUGAUUGUUAUUCAAGCUGCUAUUGGGUCAAAUGUUUUUGUUUCUGAAAAAAUUAAGCCAUUAAAAAAAAAUGUGACUGCCAAGUGCUAUGGAGGUGAUAUAACACGACGCAGAAAAUUGCUCGAAAAGCAAAAUGAAGGUAAAAAAAAAAUGUUUACUAUAGGUAAGGUAAAGUUGCCUCCCGGUAUUUUCACAAAGUUAUUUAACAUAAAGGAUAAGUAA
Messenger RNA from Plasmodium vinckei vinckei, 2835 nucleotides. RefSeq names its product GTP-binding protein, putative. Bases 1 to 2835 code for a protein of 944 amino acids. Lineage: Eukaryota; Apicomplexa; Aconoidasida; Haemosporida; Plasmodiidae. The record is from RefSeq and is a predicted model, not a curated record. Gene Ontology annotation, molecular function: ribosome binding; GTP binding; GTPase activity. The transcript has a single exon. Gene Ontology annotation, biological process: positive regulation of translation.